CGACGGCGCAGCGCAUGAGUCCGACCCGCGGCUGCUCGGGUCCCCGCUGAGACGUGAAACCGCGGUUUCGACCCGCGGCUCCGACGGGAAGUUUGUGCGAUCGGCGUCUCCCCCCGGAGUGAUGUCGAAUCCUGGGACCAGGAGGAACGGGUCCAGCAUUAAGAUCCGACUGACAGUAUUAUGUGCCAAGAACCUCGCGAAGAAAGACUUCUUUCGUUUGCCAGAUCCAUUUGCCAAAGUUGUGGUGGAUGGAUCAGGUCAAUGCCACUCGACAGACACAGUCAAGAGCACACUGGAUCCCAAAUGGAAUCAGCACUAUGACCUCUACAUUGGAAAGACAGACUCCAUCACCAUCAGCAUAUGGAACCACAAAAAGAUCCAUAAACGACAGGGGGCGGGCUUCCUUGGCUGCAUACGACUUCUUUCUAAUGCCAUCAGCAGGCUAAAAGACACAGGCUACCAGCGUUUAGAUCUAUGUAAGCUCAACCCCUCGGACAGCGACGCGGUGCGGGGGCAGAUUGUUGUGAGUUUACAGACACGAGACCGCAUCGGCAGCGGAGGCCCUGUGGUGGACUGCAGAGGACUGUUGGAAAAUGAUGGGCCUGUGUUUGAGGGAUGUUUCAGUGAAGAACCGCUGCCCUACUCUGACCCCACUGGUGCGGCAGGGGGUGGGAACUGCCGGCUUGACUCACCCAGUCAGGAGGGCCGUCUUCAAACCCAGCGAAUCAGAGGGCAGGACUCCAGAGGCCACGGCCACACCCCUCAGAACAGACCUCACGGGCACCAGCCGCCAGAUCUACCAGAAGGAUAUGAGCAGCGAACAACGGUGCAGGGCCAGGUGUAUUUCCUACACACACAGACAGGUGUCAGUACCUGGCACGACCCUCGGAUACCACGGGACCUGGCCAGUGUGAGCUGUGAGGAGCUUGGUCCGUUGCCGGUGGGCUGGGAGGUCCGAAGCACGGUGUCCGGUCGGAUCUACUUUGUGGACCACAACAACAGAACCACACAGUUCACAGAUCCACGCCUACACACCAUCAUCAGCCAGCAAUCCCAAGCAAAGGAAUCCUCCCAAACCCCCCAGAUGGAUGUGGGGGGCGAGGAUGGAGGCGGUGGUGGAGUAGGGGGCGUCAGUGGAGGAGGAGAUGGAGACGUGGCAGCGCGCUACGAGAGAGACUUGGUCCAUAAGCUGAAGCUGCUCCGGCACGAGCUGUCUUUGCAGCAGCCACAAGCGGGACACUGUCGUAUAGAGGUGUCCCGAGAGGAGAUCUUUGAGGAGUCAUAUCGGCAAAUAAUGAAGAUGAGGCCCAAAGACCUAAAGAAGCGUCUCAUGGUGAAGUUCAGGGGAGAGGAGGGUCUGGACUACGGUGGGGUGGCCAGGGAGUGGCUGUACCUGCUUUGUCAUGAAAUGUUGAACCCAUACUACGGCCUGUUCCAAUACUCAACAGACAAUAUCUAUACGCUACAAAUCAACCCCGACUCCUCCAUCAACCCCGACCACUUGUCAUAUUUCCACUUUGUGGGUCGUGUGAUGGGCCUUGCAGUUUUCCACGGUCACUACAUCAACGGGAGUUUCACGCUGCCCUUCUACAAACAGCUGCUGGGUAAACCCAUCCAGCUCAACGACCUGGAGACCACCGACCCGGAGUUGCACAAGAGUCUCGUCUGGAUAUUAGAGAACGACAUCACUUCGGUCCUCGACCACACAUUCUGCGUGGAGCACAACGCCUUUGGGAAGUUUUCGCAACAUGAACUCAAACCAAAUGGGCGGAAUAUCCCAGUCACAGAGGACAACAAGAAAGAAUAUGUCAGACUUUACGUGAACUGGAGGUUCAUGCGAGGAAUCGAAGCCCAGUUUCUGGCUCUACAGAAGGGAUUCAGUGAACUCAUCCCCCAACACCUCCUCAAACCGUUCGACCACAAAGAGCUUGAGUUGAUCAUCGGUGGAUUGGGGAAGAUCGACCUUGCAGACUGGAAGACAAACACCCGGCUGAAGCAUUGCACAAGUGAAAGCAAUGUGGUUCGGUGGUUCUGGCAGGCGGUGGAGGCCUUCAGUGAGGAGAGGAGAGGACGCCUGCUGCAGUUCGUCACCGGCUCCACCAGGGUCCCGCUACAGGGAUUCAAGGCAUUGCAGGGUUCUACAGGUUCUGCAGGACCAAGGCUCUUUACCAUCCAUUUGAUAGACGCCAACACAGACAACCUGCCCAAGGCCCACACAUGUUUUAACAGGAUAGACAUCCCACCCUACGAGUCUUAUGAGAAACUUUACGAGAAACUGCUGACGGCUGUGGAGGAGACCUGCGGCUUCGCUGUGGAGUGAUGAAUCCAAUACCAACAAACACACAAUUACACUUGUGCUUGCACACGACUAUUUGACAUUUUACAUAUGCAUACACACACACAAACGGAAUAUGAUGUAUACGGAGCGUAUACUGAGCAGCCAAGCAUCACAAGAACAUUCUCUUGCCGCCUCUUCACCACCGGACUGUUGGGGGUAAAAGGAGGACGCACAGCAGGAGGGGGGACAAGUAUUUUAAAAAUUUCAAAUGUUUUGAAGAAGCAUUUUUAUCCUUCAGUUUUAACAAGCUAUGAUGUCAUCCAUCAGAAUGUCUAACCGCCACAGUCGCGCUUGAGUCUCUCCGGACAGAAUCAACCAAUCACAUACGAGCCUGCGAACAAGAUAUGUGGAAAUUCGAUGUGUGAAGAACAACGCGGAGACCGAUUGUCUUUUCUGUCUGACAAGCUGAUUGAUCGACUAAUAUUCAUGCUUCAUGUUUAACCACUGUCCUGGGUGGGUGGGUGUGUGUGUGCGUGAAUGCGUUUGAGUGACUGUGUGUGUGUGUGUGUGUGUUUGUCAGGCAUGGCACCCAGUUACGCUGUAAAGAAAAAAAAAAAGAUCAAAUGAGCCUGCUCCUCUUGUUUGGUAACUUUUUGUCUCUUCCGUUUGUAUCUGCGACCACUCUGAUCCACUCUAAUAUUCUAUUAUUUAUUACUAAGUGAUUACCGACCAAGCUGCUAUGUGCUCUACAAAGAGCCGACACUAAUCUCUUCAUCAGCCCCUCUACCAGAGCUGAGGGGUCAAUUCACUUGUGAUUCAAGUAAUCCACAAAGUGGGUUUUAUUGAAUUUCGUUACAUUUUUUAACCAUUUUAUUGCGGUGAAAUACUCUUUGACAUUGUAUGGAAACUGUUUGUGUGUAAAAUACCAUGUUACAUUUAUUGAAGUGAAAGGGAUUUACUUUUCCCGGCCCUAAUUUGAAAAUCUAACUCUACUGACGUUCACAAGAGGACCGGGGGCGUGACCUGGAUAUUUUUUCAAAAACGAGCCAGGAGGACGGAAAGAAGGAGUCAGCUUCAGGAAUUCUUCGGUUGUAUGUGACGUGUAUAAUAAAAUCUCAGCCUUUCGUACAUGUUUCAUCAUCCAUUUCACCAACUUUCUUUGUGUCUCUCGCCUGGACAUCUCUCUCUGCCCGUCUCUUUCUGUCAAUAGCCUGAAUGUCAGUAGUCAUCCUCCUAAAGACCACCAUGAAUGAACAAAGUCUCUUUACAGUCAGUCAUUAAUUCUCCAUUGGAAGUGAAUGAAAUCAAAAAACCUAAAUGUUGAGCGAGUGACGUGGAAAACAUUGAGAUCUGUCGUAGAUUGAAGAGUGACGACUGUUAAGCAGCAUCAUUUCAAUCUGCUUUUUUUUAGGUUCUCAGUUCACUGUGUAAUGGAUGCAAGAGUAUUGUAACUUACUAUGUACUAAACAUUUAUGAAAAAAUACAAUGUAAAUAAGAUUAUAUUAAAAGAAAUUAAAUUGAAAAUA
Molecule: messenger RNA, 3804 nt
Organism: Pleuronectes platessa (European plaice)
Lineage: Eukaryota; Metazoa; Chordata; Actinopteri; Pleuronectiformes; Pleuronectidae
Gene: smurf1
Product: SMAD specific E3 ubiquitin protein ligase 1
Exons: 18
Coding region: 122-2320 (732 amino acids)
Biological process (GO): ubiquitin-dependent protein catabolic process; negative regulation of BMP signaling pathway
Molecular function (GO): protein binding; ubiquitin protein ligase activity
Source: RefSeq, a predicted model, not a curated record